Molecule: messenger RNA, 1086 nt
Organism: Entrophospora candida
Lineage: Eukaryota; Fungi; Glomeromycota; Glomeromycetes; Entrophosporales; Entrophosporaceae
Source: the annotation of a GenBank genome assembly
AUGACUUAUUUUGACAAUAAAGAUAUUCAAGAACUUUCGAAAACAGUAGAAAAUGAUUCAUUAAACAAUGAUUAUUCUAAACCUGAAAAUGUAAACAAUGAAUCAGAUGUUUUAACUGAAAAAUUGUUUCAAUUAAUUGGUGGACCAUCUCCCGUAGCAAUUGUGAGACCUGCUCUAAAAACUAGAUCAAAAUUGAUGGAUCAAGGUGUUCAAUGGGAAUGUAAAGAAUUUAUUAAUAAUUCAAGGAAUGAUGGAUUAAAGUUAAAACAUUGGACAAAAGUCUCGAAUAUCGAAGAUCAGGAUCGAGAUUGGUCCAAGGAAGAAACUGAUUAUCUGUUUGAUAUGUGUAGAAAAUAUGAUCUUAGGUUUAUUAUUAUACAUGAUAGAUAUGAUUUUCCAAAUAAGAUUAGAACUAUUGAAGAUUUAAAAGAAAGAUACUACUCAGUAUGUAAAAAGAUUUUACAAAUAAGACCAACACAACCUGGUAACAAUCAACAAGACAAAGGUGCAAUUAUUGCAUUGAAUACUUAUGAUAAAGUAAAGGAAGAAAAAAGAAAAAAAAAUUUACGUCAUUUGUAUAACCGUUCUUCGAAACAAAUAGCGGAAGAAGAGUCAUUGUUAAAGGAAUAUGGACAUAUUGAACAAAUUGAAAAGAAAAUUAGAAAAGAGAGUGAAAGUUUGGCGAAAUUAUUAAGCCUUCGAGAAAUCAUUCAAAAUCCGCAAAAAAGAAAGAAAUCAUUUCAUAAUGCUCAUUCAAAAGUUGAAGCCAUAAUACCUAUACAUACACGGUGUGAAAAAUUCCCAAUAGGAGCAUCAGUUAGAAGUCAAAAAAUACCAGUUCCAAAACAAAACUUAUUAACAAAAGUACAAAAGACUUUCCAGGAAUGUGGAUUAGGGUAUCUUCCCACUGUACCAACUGAAAGUGUUUGUGGUAAAUGGACAGAAUUACAAAAAGCUAUUCAAAACUUGUUGGAUUUAAAAAAAAAUCUUGAAAAACAAGAAAAUGAAUUGAAGACAAAACAAGCAACCUUGCAAAAAGCAAAAUCGAGUAUCAUCGAUAGCUCUAACUUCAACAAUCCACUGUAA